GAAUUAGACGUCACGUGAUGACGUGUUGCAAAGGCAUAAACACGCCCCUUACGUCGAGAACUGCGCUUUUUGACAGCGAAAAUAGCAAGAGAGGCUAUAUGUGUGAUACAAACAUUGCAACAAACUCGCCAGGAUAAACGUAAUGCGAAGGAGCCUGUGAGUGGCGUGCUCGUGAGCGCGCAGCAGAAACCGCGGGGUCGAGCUGAGGGUGAGAGGCGCGUGCAGGUGAGCUGAACUCUUCAGCUCCACCCGGACUGUCCAAGUGUGCAGGCCGUGCAAUAUUAAUGGGAUUGAGCAUGGUUAGCGGUAAUUUGGGCUUCUGCACACGAUGACCUUCCUCAUCCUCAUCCUCGCUGAGCAUGGCGGAGUCAGAUGGUGUGGAGUUCUCUGUGAAUCGAGCUCAAAGCAGCAUGGCUAACAACAAGAAUAGCACGCUCCGUUGUACUUUCUCGGCCCCCAGCCACAGCAACACUCUCCUGAGGGGGUUGUCUGCGUUGCGUGAUCAAGGUCAGUUGCUGGAUGUGGUUCUGGCCAUUGACAACGAGCGCUUUGAGGUUCACAAAGCGGUUUUGGCCUCCUGCAGUGACUACUUCAGAGCCAUGUUUACUGGAGGAAUGAAGGAGUCAAACCAAAACACCAUAGAGCUAAAAGGUCUUUCAGCUAGAGGACUGAAGCACAUUAUUGAUUUUGCCUAUAGUUCUGAGGUCACUUUGGACUUGGACUGCAUUCAGGAUGUUCUUGGUGCAGCUGUCUUCCUGCAGAUGGUGCCUGUGGUGGAGCUUUGUGAGGAGUUCCUGAAAUCAGCCAUGAGUGUUGAGACUUGUCUAAACAUUGGCCAGAUGGCCACCACAUUCAGCCUCUCAUCCCUUAAACAGUCAGUCGAUGCAUAUACGUUCCGUCACUUCCUGCAGAUAGCUCAGGAGGACGACUUUCUUCACAUUCCAAUGGAACGACUGGUUUUCUUCCUUCAGAGCAACAAGUUGAAGAACUGUAGUGAGAUCGACUUGUUCCGUGCCGCGAUCCGCUGGCUGCAGCAUGAUGCAUCCAGACGAGCUGCGGCCAGCGAAGUGCUCUGCCACGUGCGCUUCCCGCUAAUGCGAUCGUCUGAGCUUGUGGACAGUGUCCAAACUGUCGACAUCAUGGUCGAGGAUGUGCAGUGUCGACACUUUCUCCUAGAGGCCUUUAAUUAUCAGAUCCUUCCGUUCCGACAGCACGAAAUGCAGUCGCCUCGAACUUCCAUUCGCUCAGACGUCACGUCGCUAAUUACUUUCGGUGGAACACCCUACACCGACAACGACCGCACUGUGAGCAGCAAAGUUUACUACCUGCCUGACAUCACGGUGCGACAGUUCAAAGAGUUGACCGAAAUGGAGAUGGGAUGCAGCCACGCAUGCGUGUCGGUCCUCGACAAUUUUGUGUACGUCGUGGGUGGCCAGCAUUUGCAGUAUCGCAGUGGAGAGGGCGCAGUUGACAUCUGUUUUCGCUAUGACCCCCAUCUGAACCAGUGGCUUCGAAUCCAACCCAUGCAGGAGAGCCGCAUUCAGUUUCAGCUCAACACACUGCAAGGGCAACUUUAUGCUACAGGGGGACGCAACCGGUCUGGCAGCUUGUCCUCUGUGGAGUGCUAUUGUCCAAGGAAAAACGAGUGGACUUAUGUGGAUUCCCUGAAGAGGAGAAUCUGGGGUCAUGCCGGAGCUACGUGUGGAGAGAAACUCUACAUCUCCGGAGGUUAUGGGGUGUCUGUGGAGGAUAAGAAGACUCUUCAUUGCUAUGAUCCAGCCUUGGAUCAGUGGGAUUUCAAGUGUCCCAUGAACGAGCCGAGAGUUCUGCAUGCUAUGAUCAGCGUAAACAGUCGUAUUUAUGCUCUCGGUGGCCGAAUGGACCAUGUUGACCGCUGCUUUGAUGUUCUAGCUGUAGAGUAUUACAUUCCAGAGACCGAUCAAUGGACAACGGUCAGUCCGAUGCGCGCUGGUCAGUCGGAGGCUGGCUGCUGCUUGCUGGAUAAAAAGAUCUAUAUAGUUGGAGGAUACAACUGGCACCUAAAUAACGUCACAAGUAUUGUGCAAGUUUAUAAUACGGAGACGGAUGAGUGGGAAAGAGAUCUUCAUUUUCCAGAAUCCUUUGCAGGAAUAGCUUGUACGCCUAUCAUACUUCCCCAAACAACCACCCAGCGCUAAGCACACAGCUAAGCUGCUUAAGGUUUCGUGUCCACGCAGACAGCAGUAAAAUGAAUGGUAUAUUUGGCUUGCUCUCAUUGAAAAGGGACAGUGUUAUGUCUUUGUUUUCCAAGCAUGAAUGAUUUAAAGUCUGUUUACAUCGGUAUGAGUGAAUGACAUGAAAGCACAAAUUUUCCUGAUGAGCUUUUUGAGAAUGUGAAGCAUCUUUCUACACACUUCUCAAGCAGUAACAUAGUCUUCGGCCCUUCUUGUAGACUGCCCCAUUUCAUACUAAUGAGGGUUUCUUACAAGUGCCUGUGGGAUUUGCAUUGAUGACAGACUUGAAUGGACCAACAACACUGGGGCAAUAUCAUGGCCGGUUCUCACUGGUUUUUACAACAAAACCAAUUAGUCUGAUUUGAAUUUCGGUCAUUUACUGAGAAGGAAAAAAAAAAAUAGCAAUUUGGACUUGUUGUAUAAUAGAAUAGGCCUUUGUUCAUCUAAUUUAGAGAUGAUUUGAUUAUCUCAUGAGAGUUAUAUUUCACUGGGUAAAAAUAUUUUAACCUACCUACACUUUUG
Megalobrama amblycephala (Wuchang bream) is the source of this 2735-nucleotide messenger RNA. RefSeq names its product kelch-like family member 26 (gene klhl26). The record is from RefSeq and is a predicted model, not a curated record. The transcript is spliced from 5 exons. NCBI's taxonomy places the organism in Eukaryota, Metazoa, Chordata, Actinopteri, Cypriniformes, Xenocyprididae. Bases 360 to 2177 code for a protein of 605 amino acids. Gene Ontology annotation, molecular function: protein binding.